Cotesia glomerata is the source of this 1974-nucleotide messenger RNA. RefSeq lists its product as uncharacterized. Bases 26 to 1936 code for a protein of 636 amino acids. The transcript has 8 exons. The record is from RefSeq and is a predicted model, not a curated record. Lineage: Eukaryota; Metazoa; Arthropoda; Insecta; Hymenoptera; Braconidae.
UUUUAUACAAAAUCUCGCGACUGGGAUGAAUUUUCAUAAUUUAAGUAGCAUAGAAAUAUUUAUUAAUAAUGUUCAAGAAAGAGCGUGGUCAUAUUAUCAAGUGGAAAAUGCGAUAAUCAACGGCGAUGAGAAGGAGGAUAUUUUGAAAGUGAUAUUCUAUGAUUUUACAAAAAUAUUGACAGAGUUAAACAAUAUGUCUGCUGAUUCGCGAAAUGUAUUAUCAUCGGGUGGUUUAGUUUCUUUUAUUUCUACUUUGAAAAAAUUUGACCGUAAGAAUGGUUUUUUUUUGAGCUCCAAGCUAUCUGAUAAAUUGACGAAGAUAUUCAAUAUAAGUGAAACAAUAAAUUCAUACGUCGAGCCGCUGUUACAGUUGGGGACCAAUAAUAUUUCUGAUGAUGAAGAUGUGCUUCAAUUCUGUCCAAGUGAUGCAAACAUUGGACAAAACUAUCAAUUUGAAUAUGAGAAGCAGAUCAUUCUCAAGGAAUACAGAGAAUUUGUUGAGAAACUGACGACAGAGAUCAAAGAUAAAAAGUGGAUCAAUGUUUGUGGGCAAACAACAUCAUUGAACCAAGCAGUUUUCGAUUACUUUCAUCAAGUUGUUGCCACGUAUCUCAAAGAGUAUGUAAUGCUCUACUACAUCGACAUUAUCGACGCACGGUGUCUCAAUUUGAAUCCUGCUCCAUUGUUAAUGAUGCGUCAGAAUAAGUCUCUCAGUGAAUUAGUAGACAGUAUUAGACUGACCAAAGUCCUCCUCAAUGAAACUAACUCUCAUGUAUAUAGAUGUGAUGCAAAUUUCAAAGAAACCAUGCUCAGAAAGCCGUACCUCCAAUUAGAAGGUAUGAUGCAAGUUAUCGUUAUUGCAGAAUCAUAUUUGAGUUUUUAUGGAUCAUGCAAUCAUAAUUGUGAACUAAGUCAAGUUGAUUCAAUAUUCUACUCAGCAUGUGACGAAUUCAAAUCCUGCUUGUACAAUCACUCUAAAUAUCAUCUUUGUGAAAAGGACGAAAAUAGUUCACGACGCUAUGAGUGGAUUAAAGGGAAAGGGCAUACCGCUUAUGGUAACAACUAUCCAUUCUGCGAUGGUAAAAAGAAGAUUGUCAAAAGUAUAUAUUCCCCGGAUCAAGUGCGUUAUUGUGAUUUUUGCAUGUGCACUUGCAUCAAACGUAACCCUACUUCAGUUCAUACCGUAACCGCUAUCAGUUUUCGAGAGCAAGUUACGGAUAUCACCAAAAACAAGGUAGCCGUAGGAGUCAGAUUCGUUGAAUCAGGAAACAUGAUUCACGUCCAGAUAAAGGAGAAAGAUUUUACCUCGAACGAAGCCGGGGUUUGGAAAUCGCUUGAAGAUGUUUACUUCCACAAGCUAGAGCGUACAUUUUAUGUGACAACUCAUAACCUCAACUUCUACGACAUGAAACUAAGCAGAGACUAUGCGCAUCCACAGGCUAUCGCUUUUGAUGAUCUGAUGGCUCCUAAAGGAUUCGUGGUUACUGGAGUCAGGUUCAGAUUCGCUGGGGAUUCGGCGGAAGAUCCAAAAAAUACUGGAUUAAUUCAGUUACAAAUUCGUGUGACUCCUUUUGACUAUGUUAACAGGAAAUUGAUAAAUCUCAAUGAAACUCGCUGGAUUGUCCCAACGUAUUUGGGAUCCAGGAAUAAGUUGGAUCUAACACAUCCAGACAUGCCAACUAAAUCACCAUUAAAUGUUAUUGAUUCAAAGACGAACCAAUAUGCCAAAUUUCAGACUUCGGAUUUAGUAAAAGAUGCUGGCCAAUCAACAAUGCCGUUUUUUGAUGCUCAAAAUGUGGAAGGCGAGAUUGACUUUCCUCUAGGAGGAAUCGGAUUAUUUCACCGAGGUCAUGAAGGUUACGGAGGGUUCUUGGCGUUCAAAAUUUAUGACAUGAAUCUCUCAAAAUUAUUUCAAGAGCGAUCGAACUUCUUGUAAUAUGGAGCUAAAAAAAUUGAAAACAUCACACUAAAUUA